Messenger RNA from Triticum aestivum (bread wheat), 2085 nucleotides. Its product is annotated as SPX domain-containing membrane protein OsI_32082-like. Gene Ontology annotation, biological process: transmembrane transport. The transcript is spliced from 5 exons. Gene Ontology annotation, molecular function: transmembrane transporter activity. Bases 1 to 2085 code for a protein of 694 amino acids. The record is from RefSeq and is a predicted model, not a curated record. Lineage: Eukaryota; Viridiplantae; Streptophyta; Magnoliopsida; Poales; Poaceae. Gene Ontology annotation, cellular component: membrane.
AUGGUGAACUUCUCCAAGAAACUAACAACAGACCAGGUUCCAGGAUGGGAGGAGUACUACUUCAACUACAAAUUGCUCAAGGCAAGAGUGAAGGUGUACACGGUGCAGACAAAGCAAGGCAAUCACGACCGAAGACGUGUUCUGAAGGAUUUCUCAAAGCUGCUUGAUGAUGAGAUUGAGAAGAUAGUGCUGUUCAUGAUAGAACAGCAAGGGCUGAUCGCGGCGCGUCUCGAGGAGCUAGGGAAGCGAAGGGCGGUGCUUGAGGACAUCCCACUGCUCCAGGAGAUAACUGAACUGAGGGAGGACUACAGGGCAGUCGGCCAUGAUCUUGUCAGGCUUCUGAGGUUCGUCGAUCUCAAUGCCAACGCGGUCCGGAAGAUCCUCAAGAAGUUCGAUGAGCGUCUAGGGUAUAAGUUCACCGAUUACUAUGUCAGGAGCAGAUCCAACCACCCCUACUCUCAGCUCCAGCAGGUUUUCAAGCAUGUGGGUAUUGGAGCCGUUGUGGGGGCAUUGUCUCGCAACCUCGGCGACCUCGAGGAGCGUGAAGGAAGUUAUCUGAAUAUCUAUGACCAGAACCCACUGGCCAUUCCAAAGGACCCCAUAAUCGACAUGAUCAAGGCGACGGCGGACAAGCUGACCAACUCGACCAACUUCCUGCGGUUCCUGGGGCAGCACGCGCUGAUCAGGCAGGGGAGCAUCGCCGACGACUCGCCGGAGGAGCAGCAGGUGUCGGAGGACAAGUACCACUUCAUCUCCCUGGUGCUCAACCUGGCCAACACCUUCCUCUACAUGGUGAACACGUACAUCGUCGUCCCCACGGCCGACGACUACGCCACCAGCCUCGGCGCCGCCGCCACGGUCUGCGGCGUCAUCAUCGGCUCCAUGGCCGUGGCGCAGCUCUUCUCCUCCGUCUACUUCAGCGCCUGGUCCAACCGCUCCUACUUCCGCCCGCUGCUCUUCAGCAGCGUCGUGCUCCUCCUCGGCAACGUCAUGUACGCCCUCGCCUACGACCUCGACUCCCUCGCCAUCCUCCUCGCCGGCCGCGUGCUGUGCGGGAUGGGGUCGGCGAGGGCCGUCAACCGGAGGUACAUCAGCGACUGCGUUCCGCAGAGGAUCCGGAUGCAGGCGUCCGCGGCGUUCGUCAGCGCCAGCGCCCUCGGCAUGGCCUGCGGCCCGGCGAUCGCCGGCCUGCUCCAGGUCAACUACAGGGUGUAUGCGGUCACCAUCAACCAGGACACCUUGCCUGGCUGGGUCAUGGCGUUUGGCUGGCUCGCGUACCUGGUCUGGCUGUGGAUCUCGUUCAAAGAGCCGGUUCUCGGCGACGCCGACGAAGAAGGUCGCCGUCAGGGCUCCUCUGGCGGCUCCUCCAGCUUAGGAUACCGGAAGCAAGGGCUUGCGGGUGAAUACCUGCUGAAGCAGGACGCUCAGGGCGAGAGCGACCAGGAGGAGACGCCGGCUCCGGCGGCGGCGCCGUCGAUCGGCGAGGCGUACGGGCUGCUGACGCCGUCGGUGAAGGUGCAGCUGCUGAUCUACUUCAUGCUCAAGUUCUCCAUGGAGAUUCUGCUGUCGGAGUCGAGCGUGGUGACGAGCUACUACUUCGGGUGGAACACGAGCUCGGUGGCGGUGUUCCUGGCGGCGCUGGGGCUGACGGUGCUCCCCAUCAACGCCGUGGUGGGCACCUACAUCAGCAACAUGUUCGAGGACCGGCAGAUCCUGGUGGCGUCGGAGGCGGUGCUGCUGGCGGGCGUGGCGCUGAGCUUCCACGUGCCGGGGACGGCGUACACGGCGGCGCAGUACGUGUGCUCGGCGCUGCUGACGUUCGUGGCGGCGGAGGUGCUGGAGGGGGUGAACCUGUCGCUGCUGUCGCAGGUGAUGCCGGCGCGGCUGUCCCGCGGGACGUGGAACGGCGGGCUGCUGUCGACCGAGGCCGGCACGCUGGCGCGGGUGGCCGCCGACGGGACCAUCACGCUGGCCGGGUACCUGGGGCAGGGGGCGCUGCUGAACGCCACGCUGCUGCCGUCGCUGCUCAUCUGCGCCGCGUCCAUCGCCGCCACGCUCUCCACCUACAACUCGCUCUUCUACUAG